UCUGAACGCAAACACACCGAACAGAAAAUAGAAGUAGUUCACAAAUGUUGUCUUAAAACUUUAGCAUGCGACUGAGCAAGUCUAUAUUCCUGAAGCGUCGAGCUUAAUAGUUUAGUCUAACGGGCGUCUUUCAAAUGAAACCUGCAACACUGGAAGUAAUAGUAUGGCAGAGGAAAGGCUGCUGUUUAUAGAUAUUGAACCGAAGUCAAACACCUCUGGUCCUGUUGACGACAGAGCUGAGACUCGCAGUGACAACCCUUUUAGAUUCAACUUCCUCCUUGACAACUCUCCAGCACUUCAGGAGGAAACAUCUCCAUCAGUCAGCAGGACCGAACCAGGAGCGAGCCAGAUAUCCUCAACAGGACAAGGCUCUGCUUUUGCCUUCGACUUUCAAAUUUCUCCUGUUGAAGACAUGGAGACAACAGAGACCCAAGACAUUUCCUCUCCCACCAACAAACAAUGUGUCCAAGAGGAAAAGCCUUCCCCACUGCAGGAGGUUAACUCUCCACCUGAGCCAUCAGUGCAAUCAAAAGCAAAGAAGAAGAAGAAGAAAUCUGGAAAGAAAAACCUCUCAGAUAGCGCUGAUGCACAGCAGACGCCAAGUUCAGCUGAGGGGAGUCAAGGCAGCGAGGCGGCAGAGGGGAGUGCAGAGGAGCAGCUGAACAGACAGCUGGACUGGUGCAUCGAGCAGCUGGAAUUGGGAAUGGGGUCCCUGAAGAGUACACCAAAACAGAAAGAGGAAACCUCUCGUGCCCUGAAAACUCUACGAAGCUCAAAAGCUCCUCUGGCCAAGAAGAGGCAGGUGAUGAGAGCCAUGACCGGAGAUUACAGGAAAAAAAUGGACGAGGAGAAGAGCAAGCAGCACAAACUCAUUCAGAGUGAAAUUGCAUCAGCUCAGGUCAAAGUUGUUUCCAAUUCUCCAAAGAAGUCAUCUUUCCACCGAAGAGCUGAGGUCAAAAAGCAGACAAAAGCCCCAGAGGAGAACCGGGAUACUGCCCAGGAUACAGACCUGAAAGGACAAACGCAGGAGGAGACGUCAGCUUUUGUUUUUACACCAUCAAAGGAGGAGUUUCACUUCAAUUUUCUCUGAUUUGCACCCUGGAGACACGUUUCCCCAAACGUCAUGUUGAACUGUGACUGUGGGCUGCAUUGGAGAUAAUAGGAGAAAAACAAUCAUAACACUUAAAAUCACACAUUCAAACUUUUCCAUUGCUGACUGCUUGUA
Messenger RNA from Anoplopoma fimbria (sablefish), 1225 nucleotides. RefSeq names its product chromosome 5 C8orf33 homolog (gene c5h8orf33). Bases 164 to 1090 code for a protein of 308 amino acids. NCBI's taxonomy places the organism in Eukaryota, Metazoa, Chordata, Actinopteri, Perciformes, Anoplopomatidae. The record is from RefSeq and is a predicted model, not a curated record. The transcript is spliced from 5 exons.